Messenger RNA from Labrus bergylta (ballan wrasse), 2521 nucleotides. RefSeq names its product extracellular calcium-sensing receptor-like. Gene Ontology annotation, cellular component: plasma membrane. The record is from RefSeq and is a predicted model, not a curated record. NCBI's taxonomy places the organism in Eukaryota, Metazoa, Chordata, Actinopteri, Labriformes, Labridae. Gene Ontology annotation, biological process: G protein-coupled receptor signaling pathway. Gene Ontology annotation, molecular function: G protein-coupled receptor activity.
UGUGAUAACAGGGCAGAUUUUUAUGGGGCUUCUGUUUGCAUUUGGAGCUGCAGAGAAGAGGGAUGCUCCUUUCUGUCAGAUACUGGGGAAUCCAGAGUUCCCUCUUCUGUCUAAAGACGGAGAUGUAAUGAUUGGGGGAGCAUUUUCAAUCCACAGCAAAAUCACACAACCUCCCCUUUCCUUUUCAGAGAAACCGACACGUCUAACAUGUUCCAGGGUCAACCUCAGGGAGUUUCGAUUCGCUCAGACCAUGAUCUUUGGGAUCGAAGAAAUAAACCAAAGUAAAUCUAUUCUCCCUAAUGUGUCUAUUGGAUAUCGUAUUUAUGACAACUGUGGCUCGACGUUAUCAUCAAUGCGUGCUGUGAUGGGCCUGAUGAACAAUGAUGAGUUGACUGUGGGAAAGAUUUGCUCUGGUCAAUCAGCUGUUCAUGCUAUUAUCGGGGAGUCUGAAUCCUCCUCAACCAUCGUGCUAUCACGCACUACUGGACCGUUCAAGAUACCAGUGAUAAGCCAUUCAGCCACUUGUGAGUGUUUGAGCAACAGGAACGAGUAUCCCUCCUUCUUUCGCACCAUUGCCAGUGACCUCUACCAAAGCCAAGCCCUAGCCCAGUUGGUCAAGCACUUUGGCUGGACCUGGGUCGGUGCAGUUAACAGUGACAGUGACUAUGGCAACAAUGGCAUGGCCAUCUUUCUUGCUGCAGCGCAGGAGGAAGGAGUGUGUGUGGAGUAUAUAGAGAAAUUUCAUAGGGAAGAGCCGGAAAAACUCUUGAAAGUGGUAGAAGUGAUCCGAAAGAGCACAGCAAAGGUCAUCGUUGCUUUCCUUGCCCACGUUGAGAUGAACAACCUUCUACAGCAGUUGAGUCUGCACAAUGUCACGGGCCGGCAGUUUAUUGGUGUGGAGGCUUGGAUCACCGCCAACAGUCUUGUGACUCCUACCAGCUUUAGAGUGCUGGGAGGCUCACUGGGUUUCGCUGUGCAAAAGGUCAAUGUAAGCGGCCUAGAUGAUUUCUUAAUCAAAGAUUUCUGGGAUACAGAGUUUAGGUGCAAGGACACAACAACAGAAUUAUCACCAUGCAAAGGAAACCAGGAUCUAAUUGAGCUCAAAGAUUAUGUUGAUGAUGUGGCUGAGCUCAGAUACUCCAGUAACAUAUACAAAGCCAUCUAUGCUGUGGCACAUUCUCUGCACAGCCUCCUAAAGUGCUCAAAAAGUCAGGGAUGUGACAAGACUGUCCAAGUAACUCCCCAGCAGGUUGUGGAGUCUCUAAAGCGAGUCAAUUUUACCAUAAAGAACGGAGAUCAGGUGUGGUUCGACAGCACUGGAGCAGCUGUGGCUCGAUAUGAAGUGGUGAACUGGCAGAGGGGAUCGGACGGCUCAGUCCAGUUUAAACCUGUUGGCUUUUAUGAUGCCUCCCUCCCUCCUGGACAGAAGUUUGUCCUCAAUACUGAAGCCAUAACGUGGCCUGGAGGAAACAGAGAGUUACCUGUAUCAGUGUGCAGUGAGAGCUGUCGCCCAGGAGCUCAUAAAGUCCUUCAGAAAGGGAAGCCUGUCUGCUGCUAUGACUGUAUUCUGUGUGCAGAGGGAGAAAUCAGCAACAACACAGAUUCAAAUGACUGCAAAAAGUGUCCUGAAGAGUAUUGGUCCAAUCAAAACAGAGAUGCAUGUGUACUGAAAAACGUUGAGUUCCUCCAACACACUGAGGUUAUGGGUGUAAUACUUAUAUUUUUUACUUUGUUUGGUGUGUCCCUUACUUUAAUCGUUGUGACUCUAUUCAUAAUACACAAGGACACUCCAUUGGUGAAAGCAAACAACUCUGAGCUGAGCUUCCUGCUGCUCUUCUCUUUAACUCUGUGCUUCCUGUGUUCUCUGACCUUCGUCGGCCGGCCCUCUGAGUGGUCCUGUAUGCUGCGACACACAGCAUUCGGAAUCACAUUUGUCCUCUGUAUCUCAUGUGUUCUUGGGAAAACUAUAGUUGUAUUGAUGGCAUUUAAAGCGACACUUCCAGGCACUAAUGUGAUGAAAUGGUUUGGGCCUGCACAGCGGAGACUCAGUGUUCUGGCUUUUACUCUAAUACAGGUUUUAAUUUGCAUACUUUGGCUGACAAUCAAUCCUCCCUAUCCCUUCAAAAAUAUGAAAAUCUAUAAGGACAGGAUUAUCCUUGAGUGCGCCCUUGGAUCACCUGUAGGGUUCUGGGCUGUGUUAGGAUACAUAGGACUUCUUGCUAUCCUGUGUUUUGUUCUGGCGUUUCUGGCUCGAAAGCUGCCUGAUAAUUUCAAUGAAGCUAAAUUCAUCACCUUCAGCAUGCUGAUAUUCUGCGCAGUCUGGAUCACAUUUAUCCCAGCGUAUGUCAGCUCUCCUGGAAAGUUCACUGUGGCUGUGGAGAUAUUUGCCAUUCUGGCUUCUAGUUAUGGAUUACUUUUUUGCAUUUUUCUUCCAAAAUGUUUCAUAAUUUUGUUUCGACCAGAGCAGAACACUAAGAGACACAUGAUGGGCAAGACGUCUAAUAAUGAUACACAUUUUUAA